Hydractinia symbiolongicarpus is the source of this 9343-nucleotide messenger RNA. Its product is annotated as abnormal spindle-like microcephaly-associated protein. The record is from RefSeq and is a predicted model, not a curated record. The coding region runs from base 126 to 8843 and encodes 2905 amino acids. Lineage: Eukaryota; Metazoa; Cnidaria; Hydrozoa; Anthoathecata; Hydractiniidae. The transcript has 26 exons. Gene Ontology annotation, molecular function: protein binding. Gene Ontology annotation, cellular component: spindle pole. Gene Ontology annotation, biological process: mitotic cell cycle; spindle organization; establishment of meiotic spindle localization.
GUUACGAUUUAAAAUUUCGUGUAAAAUUCCAUUAAUGAUGGCGGACAUAAAGCAAGAAAACACUGGUUUGAAAUUCUUGUUUUUACGAAUACAAUAAUAAACUAAAAACUUUGAUAUUGAACGAUAUGGCACUCAUUGAUUUUGAUUGGAAUGAAUCGUUUGAUGAGAAAGAAAGCUGCGUAUCAUUAAAGGAUGUUUUACCAAUAGGAAGAGAAGCAGUAGAUCUUGAUGUCGAUGAAAACUUUUGUCUCAAAGUGACAAGAUUUGCGAAAUGCCCAAAGAUAGAUUUUGAUUCUGUUAAAAUUGGCAGAAGUAAAGUUUUGGAUUUUUAUCUUGUAAAUCCAAAUGAAUGCACUGUCACUGUCACUUUACUACCACUACCAGAAGAUUCUAAAUUUGAAAUAUUAAUCAAUGAAGAUUGUGUUAACACUGGCAUUAAUUUAGAACCGUUUUCGACUAAAUGCCUAAAAAUUAAAUGGACUCCUGAUACACCAGGAAAUUACAGGCAGGUAGUUAGUUUUAAGUGGGAAGGUGGUCAUAGACUUCAAGCAAUUUUUCUUGGCUGUGCUGUUGAUGAUGGAAAGAAGAACUCAAGAAAACUGCCUGCAAAUGGUAAACCAGUCCAUAAUAAAUCUUUUAACUCUUCUGUGAAGAGGAAAGCUUUAAUUGCAAUACAGCCUGGUACUCCUGCUCGCAGAACAACCUUUAAUAUUAGUAAACCUAUUAUUACUGCUACAUCUACUGAUGAUACUGACAAUAAAGAAAACAAAUUUCUAAACAAGAACCCAUCAUGCUCUCAAAUAAGUUUUGAAAAGCAACAUAGGAUUGAUGUAGUAAGCAACAAAUCAAAAGUAAGCUCUAACAUUUGUAAGUCAAAUACAAAUGUUCAUCCCAUUGGAAAUGAAAAAGAAGAAAGAAGAAAAACCUACCAUAUUCCAAAGAGGCAAGAACCCAAACGGGCUCUUUUCAAUAAGGAUAUUGAUAACAACAUAAAUAAUCAAGAAAAACAAACAAACUAUCUUAAACGAAAAUCAACAUCUCUGAAAAUACCACCAAGACGAUCUUUGCAAGCUGGUAUAGCAAUAAAAAAGCUUAGUCUUAAAACACCAAAAACAAGUUUGCCACGACACCCAAUGCCUUUUGCAGCAAAAAACAUGUUUUAUGAUGAGAGAUGGAUUGAUAAACAAGAAAGAGGCUUUACAAACUGGAUAAAUUUUAUCUUAACACCUCAAGAUGAAGAAAGUGGAACAGAAAGUAACAGAAGAGAAACAUACACAAUAGAUGCUAGUAAGCAUCAACCUGUUGCACCUACUAGAGAAGACUUGUCGUUACGUGCAUACUCCUUGCGACGCAAGAUGGCCAGACUUAGACGAGCAGCUUGCUUGUGCUAUCAAUCUGAAGAAUUUAUGUUUUCCAUCCACAAGAUUGAGAAAGAAGUUGAAUGUGGUAUGUUGGCAAUAAGGCCAGAGAAGCACAUUGAAGCUGAUCUUGGUUUGAAAGGAAAAAUUCUAAAGAUGAUACUAUCUUAUAACAUAUUGUGGCUUCGUAUUGGCCUUGAGGUGGUAUAUGGCGAAAUUAUACCUCUGCAUUCAAAUGACGAUCUUUCUAAUCUUACAAAAUUUGUAAUGCAAAGACUUCUUGCAAAUCCUGAUAUUGCGAAAAAGUAUAGCCAUCCAACGGUACCAAAUUUAUUCAAGCCAGGUUACGAAGAUGCUGUUGCAAAAUUUAUUUUAAAGAAAUUUUUACUACUGAUUGUGUUUUUGGACCAUGUAAAAGGAAAACGGCUGAUAGAUCAUGAUCCAUGCUUGUUUAGAAAAGAUGCAGAAUUUAAGACAAGCCGUGACAUACUGUUACGGUUUUCUUGUGAUUAUUUAAAAGGAGAAGGUGAUCUGACCAAACAUUUAAGUUAUCUUGGAGUAAAAGUAACUCAAUGCCAGACGGUGUUGGACGAAUAUGACUAUGGUGUAAAAAAUAUAGCUGUCGAUUUAAGAGAUGGGGUUCGCCUUGUACGUGUUGUGGAACUGCUCACUAAACAAUGGUUUUUGUCAACAAAAGUUCGAUUACCAGCAGUUAGUAGAUUACAAAAAGUGCAUAAUGUUGGCCUUGCGUUAAACUUCUUGGCUACUCAAGGAUUACAAAUAAACCAAGAUAGCAAAUGUGUUGUUGAUGGGCACAGAGAAAAGACACUACUUAUUCUGUGGCAAAUAAUUUUUCAUUUCCAGGUCGGACUGCUACUUGAUCUAGAAAAAAUCAAAGAAGAGAUUAUUUACUUGAAAAAAACACUUCAGCUGCGAAAUGAAAUGAUGCUAUAUGAUCCCAUGAGCAAAGAUCUUCUAGGAUUAAAUCGGCGUGAUUCAUCGGAGAAUGAAAUUUACUUUAAAUCGGAAAAAUUAAGUUUGUUAUUGAAAUGGUGCAAAAUUAUUUGUGCCCAUUACGAUGUUAAGAUUGAAAACUUUACAGUCUCAUUUUCCGAUGGAAUUGCUUUUUGUUGUUUGGUGAAUUUUUAUUAUCCUGAACUUCUUCCAAAAUCAUUGAUUAACCACGAAACAACUUUAACUUGCAACAUUGCACAACAAGAAGAAGGUGUCGAAGAUGAUUUCUGUUAUGACAACUGGACAAAAUGUUUUAGCCCAAAUACUGGUAUCAACAGAAGAUUGGAAACACUUCUUCGUAACGAAAAAGAGAACUUCAGAAUUUUAAGCGAGGCUGUGCAAGACCUUGGUGGUAUCCCUUCAAUGUUGAAGUCCAACGAUCUGUCAAAUACAAUUCCUGAUGAGAAGGUUGUCAUUACAUAUGUUUCAUAUUUGUGUGCUCGUCUUCUGAAUCUACGUGCUGAAACACAAGCUGCUCGCAAAAUACAGCUAGCAUGGCGAAAAUAUAGAUUCCAGAAAAAUAAAAGGAUGUUCCAGGCAUAUGAUGUGGCAGCCACCAAGAUACAGGCUUGCUUUCGAGGUUUUACAUGUCGCAUGGAUUAUUAUUUCAUGCGAGAAUGUAUCAUUAUUUGCCAAUCCAUCGCUCGAAGAUGGCUCGUGCUUAAUAAUUUGCACACGCAUCAUUAUGCUGCCUUGUUAAUACAAUCUGCUUACCGAAGUUACAUAAAAAGUUCAGAGACCAGAUACCUGUUUCUUCAAUUGAAAUCUUCUGCUAUUGUAAUUCAAAGAGCUUAUCGGAUGUACAGAAAAGAAAAAGCUUUAGAAAGAAUUUUUGCUGCCACUCGGAUUCAAUCUGCAUGGAGAAACUACAAAAAGCAGCAAGAAUUUAUUAAACAACACUAUGCUGCAGUCAAAUUGCAAUCUUUUGUGAGGAUGAUGGUUCAAAGAAAAAGUUAUCAGAGAAAACGGCUCGCUGUUGAGAUCAUACAGCGACAAUUUCGAGCAUACCUUCUCGCCAAGGAGUGUAGAUUGAAGUUUAUUAUCAUCCGUACUUGCGUUUCUAAAAUACAAGCUUUCUGGAGAAGUACACUUGUUUUUAAGAAACAGAGAAACAAGUACUUAGCAAUUUUGACAGCUGCCCAAAAAAUUCAGUGUUUGUAUAGAACUACUGUUUGUGCGCGAAGUUACAAUCGUACGAAAUUGUCUAUCGUUGUUAUUCAAAGGAAAUGGCGUGCUAUUCUUAAAGGUCGAAUGGUACAAACGCAAUAUAGACGGAUGAAGGAAGCUGCGGUCGAGAUACAAGCAUGGUUUAGGUCUUGGUUUGUUCGAAAGGAACUGAAUAAAAAAGUGGAUGCUGCUGUUUUGAUUCAAGCAUGUUGGAGAAACAAGAAAGAAAGAGAAAGAAUUGAAAAGGAGUAUGUGAAAAUAAGAAAUGCAACUUUGUGUAUACAAACCACCUGGAGAAUGCAUAUUGCAAGAAAAAAUUAUUCGAUGAAAAGAAUGGCCGCAACCAAACUUCAAUGUUGGUACAUCUCAGUUAAGAAUAUGGAAAAAAAGAGGCACAUGUAUCUCUAUACGAAAAAAAUGGUGACCUUCAUGCAAUCAUGCGUUCGCAGAAAUAAUGCAAGAGUGCAGUACAACAAAAUAGUUCAUAGUGCUGUUGCAAUACAGCAAAGUUGGCGAGCUUUGUUUUUGUCACGAAAGGAAAGAGAUUGCUACCUGAAAACCAAAUGUAAAGUAAUCUACAUCCAAAGCUUUGUCAGGAUGUAUCAAGCUCGUAGAAAUUUCUUAUCGAAGAGAUCUGCUGCGCUUAAAAUACAAGCUGUGUCUAAAAUGUUAGCUUGCAAGAAAGAGUAUCGACAAAAAAGAACAGCAAUAAUAAAAAUUCAGAGCUUUAUGAGGAUGAAACGUUGUCAGGUGGAAUACAUGAAAAUGAGAAAAUGUACAGUGAUGCUUCAGGCUAAUGUUCGAAGAAAGAAUGAAAGAACUUAUUUCUUAUUGUGCAAAAAUGCUGCAAUAAAGAUUCAAUCAAAUUACCGUCGAUAUGUAGAUCAGAAUAACUUCUGCGUAAUGAAGCAAGCUGCUAUUCUGAUACAAGCCACUCUGCGAAUGUCUGCUGCUAGGAAGUCCUACAUUCAACUUCGAAAUUCUGCUAUCCGUUUGCAAUCUAUAGUGAGAAUGUGGCUGGUUAGGAGUAAUUAUACAGCUAAAAGAAGAGCUGCAAUGUAUAUUAAAUCUUUCUAUAAGAUGUGGAGGCAAAGAUGUUGCUACAUUUCGCAAAAAAACGCUGCAAUGAUAUUGCAAUCUGUAAUUAGAAUGCAUUUGGCAAAAAAGAAUUUUUAUAACUUUAGAAGAGCCAUUAUAAAGGUUCAAUCUCUGUGUCGUAUGUAUCAUGCAAGAGAGAAAUUUUUAAGACUUCGUCAAGCGUCUAUCAAAAUACAAGCUAUGUGCAGGAGGUUUGUUGUCAGAAAAAAUUGUCUUAUCCAAAUUCAGGCAGCAAAAAAGAUCCAGUUUUUUUACAGGAUGUACCUUGCAAGAAAGCUAUUUAUUGAACAAAACCAAGCAGCUACUCGAAUUCAGUCAACGUAUCGAAUAAGCAGAGCAAAGCGUAAUCUGUUGGUUGAGAAGAGAUCUAUUGUUUGCCUCCAAUCGCUCUGCAGAAUGUAUUUGUCGCGUAAACAUUUCUUGAAAACCAAACAAGCAGUCGUUAGAAUACAAGCCACUUUAAGAAUGUAUUACAGUCGUUCUAAAUUCGAUAGAUAUAGACAGGCAAUCGUGAAAUUACAGUCCAUAUCUAGAAUGAACUUUUGCCGAAAGAAGUUUAGGAAUCAGAGACUUGCAGCGUUGAAGAUACAGGCAUACUACAAGAUGAAAUUGGGUCGAAAGUGCUUCCUAAAACAAAAAAACGCAUGCAUAAAAAUACAAGCGCAUUUUCGCCGACAUCUGAUUCAGUCAAAAUUUUGCAACAUUAAAAGCUCCGCUAUUACUAUACAAUCUGUCUUUAGAAUGUACAUGGCGCGAAAAACAUACUCAACCCUUUUACUCGCUGUUGUGAAAUUGCAAGCCACAUUUAAAAUGUUUACUGAUAGACAGUGUUUUAUUCGGAAACAGCGAGCUGUAUUAAAGAUACAAUCUCUUUUCCAGAGAUAUGUUGAACGUAAGAUGAAACACAUGAUUGCUGCGAAGAUUCAAGCUCAAUGGAAGGGUUAUAUGAUACGUCGACGAUAUAUUGCUUUAAGAAAUAAUGCGAUCAAACUGCAAGCUACCUGGAGGAUGUAUCACGUUCGAUGUGCUUUUCAAGAGAAGCGAAAUGCUGCUGCAAAGAUUCUGACGUUCUAUAGAGCGUAUAAGCUGAAAUGUUUGAGAAGAACUCGCGCUGCUGUAAAAAUACAAUCAUUUAUGAGAAUGAUUCUGAGACGAAAAAAAGUAGAAAGGGAGAGAUCGAUCAUUUUUUUGCAAAGUUACUUUCGUAUGCACAUAUAUAGAUUGGUUUUUGUAAAGAAGAAAUGUGCUGUUAUAAAAAUCCAGUCAGUUUAUAGAAUGUAUCGGGAUCGCGUUGAUGCAAGUAAUACUUUGCAUGCUGCUGUAACGAUACAAAAAUCUUACCGCCUAUAUGCUGCGAGAAAAAAUUACAUACGUGUAAAACAGGCUGUAACAGUAAUUCAAUCGUUUUUCCGUAUGUGUUUAAAAAGAAAAUGUUACAGAAGAAAAAAAGAAGCUGUGAUAUCAUUGCAAUCUUUGUGGAGGACGCACAAAUGUAAGAUUUUAUAUCAACAACAGCGCGAGGCUAUAAUAAAAAUACAAAGUAUUCUUCGAAUGUCUUUGUCGUAUCGAUCGUUCAAGCAGCAGAAACAAGCUGUUGUGAAGCUGCAAGCAUUUGCACGUAUGUUGAUGUUGAGAACUAAACAUAGGACUGUGAAGUUAGCUGCACUGUGUAUCCAAGUCUGGUGGCGUGAUCAGAACAUGAAGAAGAUCGCAAAACUGGAGGAGGUAGCUGCUACGAAGAUUAAAGCCACGUUUAAGAUGUAUAAAUGUAGACGCGCCUUCUUACGACUUAAUCUUGCUGCAGCAACAAUCCAAGCUGUGUACAGAAUGCACGUUCAACAUACACUCAAUGUGAAACAAAUUGUGGCUUCUACAAAAAUACAGACAUGGUUUCGAAUGUUGGACAACAAACAAAAGUAUCUUGGCUACAGAAAUGCAGCCGUUAUCAUUCAGAGAAGAUAUCGCGCUUAUUCCUUAGCUUCCUCGGUUUAUUUAAAAUAUCACGUAAUGCGUGGUGCUAUUAUCACAAUUCAGGCAUUGGCUCGUGGAUAUCUCCUACGCAGAGAGAUAAAGGAAAAGUUACGCUCUAUCCUACUAAUUCAGUCUUACUGUAGAAUGUUUCAACAGCGAAAGAAGUUCAUUGAGAUCAAAACCCGUGUUGUGGUGUGUCAAAAGUAUGCGAGAAGGGGGUUGGCGGUCAGACGAUACAACCGGUUUAAAUCGCUGGUGAUUGCAAUUCAGUCCUGUUACCGGCGUACACAGGCGCAAAAGCAGUUAAAACAACUUCAGUUAGAGAAAAAUGCAGCUGUUUUGAUUCAGUCACUUGUAAGAAUGGCUCUCGCGAGAAGACAGUAUGUUUUGUUGGCUAGAAAAGUAGAAGAAGAAAUGUUAAGAGAAAGAUCAUCAGUUUCCAUUCAAGCAACAUGGAGGAUGUAUUAUCAAAAAGCCAAGUACGAAAAAACAUACCACGCGUUGUGUCUUAUCCAAAGCACGGUGAAAGGCUAUCAACAACGUCGCCGAUACUUGAUUACCUUGGCUAAAAUUACUUUUAUCCAAAGAUGGUAUCGGUCAAACCUAAUAGCUCAGCUGGAACGGGAAUUAUUUUUAAAAAUGAGGACAAGUGCUGUUGUUGUUCAAUCGGUUUGGAGGUCGUGUUUGAAGCGUAAAAAGUAUUGCCUGUUAUUCAGGUCGACUGCUAUAAUUCAAAAGUGGUGGAGAAAACAGCGAAAUAAUCGUAGAGACAACGAAGAGAAGGCUAGCAUUCUCAUCCAAAAAUCGUACAGGAAGUAUGCGUUGAGAAGGAAACGCUUGGUAACAUCUGCAAAUACGAUCAUUUCAUAUUAUAAAAUGUGGUGCGUUAAAGCUGAGUAUGCUAGAAUAAGACAGGCAUCAAUACUUAUUCAAAGAAAUUGGAAUUACUACCAGAGCAGAAAAAAAUAUCAACUCUCAGUGACGUCAGCGUUAUAUAUUCAGAGAUGGUACCGCAGCAUUUGCGAGAAGCGAGCAUCUAGAGCGGAAUUGGCUAUUAAAAUCACUGCAGCUCUUACAAUACAGAUGUGUUAUAGGAAAUUUAGAUUUCGUCAAACAGUACUGUGCAGACUGAAAACUUUCGUUCAACAAAAUAACGCUGCAGGAAAAAUUCAAUCAGCAUAUCGUAGCUAUCGUGUGAUGAAAUGUUCACGUGAGCAGUACCUUAACUUUUUGUCUGGCAUUAUCCUUCUUCAAAAGCACGUACGUUUAUUCUUAAAGAGAAGAGAACAAGGGAAGAUGGAGAAUGCAGCACGUGCAAUUCAAACAUGUUAUUCGAUCUUUAGGAGGCGAAAACAGUUGGAGGAAUACAAUGAAGCCAGAAAAAGGGUAAUAAAAUCGUUUUCAGAUUCUGCAAAAUUAUGUUUAUCCGUAUUGAAAAUACAAAGGUGGAGGAGAGCUUUUGUGCACCAAAUGCAAGAAAGAUAUCUUCAAAGGAGAGUUAAUGCUGCGCUCACUAUUCAGUCUUUCUGGCGUGGUUUUCUCGUGCGCCGUAUGGUGAAAGAUAAACGAAUCACAGCUGCCAGACAUCGUAUAGAUGUUGCUAACCAAAAUGUUACGGAACCGAUGAAAUUAUGCAAUCGUACAAAAUCAGCGCUGGACUAUUUGUUGCACGUGAAAAAUUUAUCGACAGUUCACGACGCAUUACGACAUCUCGAUGUGGUAACUGUUUUGUCUUUCAAAUGUUGCGAACGAGUUGUACAAGACAACGUGCUUCCAGUCAUCUUCAAGAUUAUACGUCAUGGAAACAGAAGUUUACCUUGGGUUUCAAUCAAGCAAGUCGCGUUCAGUAUUUUAUUGAACGUUGCUAAAUGUCCAACCACGUACAGCGCUGUAUAUCAGGAGGAACGUUCUGUGUCAACCAUAGUGGAACAAAUGUCUAACUUUCGCGAUAAGAAAGCUUUCAUCUUUCCCAUGGCUUGCAAUCUUCUCACUGUUCUUUGUAACGACGAGACUAUCAAAAACUGCCUUGUCAACAAUAAAACAGCAGUGGAGAAAAUUCGCAGUUUUUAUAGGCUCUCACAGCGUGCGCAAAAACUCAACCAACAAAGAGAUUUAACGAAAGCAAAAGAGCUGCACUAUUCUCAGACAGCUUGGCAUCGCAGGGCAAGCUUUAUUAAUUCUAAAGAUGCUUACUCAGCAAUACAUAUGCUCGCAAACAAGUUGAAUUUACUGUAGAUCGUGUUUGUAUCUAGCGUUUCGUUUUAUAGUAAUAUAUUCUAAGUUCUUUUUCGGCUUCUAACCCACCGAAAAUUAAGCAAAACGCACCCUAUAACGAGGAAUAUUAUUUAACUUAAGAUUUACUCACAAGCUAGCUCUAGUCAUCUUUAUCAUAACUUUCUGACUUUUUUCGCUAAAAAUGCUUUGGAAAAAAAAGGGAUUUUGAAAUUUGUGAAGCCAAUAAAUUAUAGCAUUCCUUUUCGCAACUUGUAUCCUUUUCUUGGGAUGUAGUUUAUAUGAUGUAUUGUUGUGGUGCGUAUUUUAAAUGUGAUUUUACUUUUAUCUUGAUUUAUCUGUAUAAAUGAAUUUUUUAUUACAAAAUGUCGCUUUUUCGAUGUUGUAUGUAUAACAUGAUCAGCACUGUCCUGAAUUUUUGUUCCGUAAUGUCUUGCGAUACCGCAAAACUUUUAUGUCCUAGAUUGUUCAGAAUUUCAAUAAAAAACAUUUCAUUAACAGUG